This is a messenger RNA of Protopolystoma xenopodis, 510 nucleotides long. The record is from the annotation of a GenBank genome assembly. NCBI's taxonomy places the organism in Eukaryota, Metazoa, Platyhelminthes, Monogenea, Polystomatidea, Polystomatidae.
AUGACGGACGAAAGCUUAGCGCCUUUUAACCGGAUUCGAAGGAGAUUGCCUCGGAAACAGCGUCCACAUGAAUCUUCCAGUAAAGCCAAUCGACAGCUGGUCAAGAGGAAUCCGCCGUCGUCUUCUGGUGGAACCGCCCUUCGAAUCUCUUCACCCAACACUUCCACUCAAAAUGAAACCAAUCGACAGCUGGUCAAGAGGAAUUCGCCGUCGUCUUCUGGUGGAACCGACAAAUCUUCCAGUAAAGCCAAUCGACAGCUGGUCAAGAGGAAUUCGCCGUCGUCUUCUGGUGGAACCGACCUCCGAAUCUCUUCACCCAACACUUCCACUCGAAAUGGAAUAAAGCCAAUCGACAGCUGGUCAAGAGGAAUUCGCCGUCGUCUUCUGGUGGAACCGACCUUCGAAUCCUCGCGUCAGCAUGAAUCUUCCAGUAAAACCAAUCGACAGCUGGUCAAGAGGAAUCCGCCGUCGUCUUCUGGUGGAACCGACCUUCGAAUCUCCUCAACCUAA